AAACCAGGCACAAAGAACCUGCAGCUUCUCCGUUGAUUGUGCCUUCAUGAUCUUCAUGAACCCUAAGACCUUCGGAAACUCAAUUGUGUGAGCUCGUAGAUCUUCUUUUCUAAGCGGGAUGGAUACGAUGAAGAAUCUGUUAAAGCCAAAGCCAAGCCCUCAACAGCAGCUCAGGGAUUGGCAACGACGUUUACGCCAAGAAUGCCGAUACGUGGAGCGCCAGAUUAGAGAUGUGGAGCGGGAAGAGCGGAAUGUGCAGAAGGCUAUUAAGGAAGCAGCGAAGCGGAACGACAUGGCAUCAGCUAAGACACUUGCUAAAGAAAUUGUAAGAUCAAGGAGAGCUGUUAACCGCCUUCAUGAAAACAAGGCACAGCUAAAUUCGGUUUCUAUGCACCUUGGUGAAAUCGUGG
Phalaenopsis equestris is the source of this 410-nucleotide messenger RNA. Its product is annotated as vacuolar protein sorting-associated protein 24 homolog 1-like. The annotation marks the transcript as partial. The transcript is spliced from 3 exons. Lineage: Eukaryota; Viridiplantae; Streptophyta; Magnoliopsida; Asparagales; Orchidaceae. Gene Ontology annotation, biological process: protein transport; late endosome to vacuole transport; endosome transport via multivesicular body sorting pathway. The record is from RefSeq and is a predicted model, not a curated record. Gene Ontology annotation, cellular component: ESCRT III complex; multivesicular body.